Cryphonectria parasitica EP155 is the source of this 1892-nucleotide messenger RNA. RefSeq lists its product as uncharacterized. Gene Ontology annotation, molecular function: DNA binding. The record is from RefSeq and is a predicted model, not a curated record. Gene Ontology annotation, biological process: rRNA processing; negative regulation of transcription by RNA polymerase II. Gene Ontology annotation, cellular component: nucleolus. The transcript has 5 exons. NCBI's taxonomy places the organism in Eukaryota, Fungi, Ascomycota, Sordariomycetes, Diaporthales, Cryphonectriaceae. The coding region runs from base 1 to 1263 and encodes 420 amino acids.
AUGGUGAGCUUCCAGUGCGAAGCCUGCGGAGAUGUCCUAACCAAGAAGAAACUCGAUCCUCACCGGAAUCGUUGUCGAGCUGCCACAUUCACUUGCAUUGAUUGCAUGGUCCACUUCUACGGCACCGAUUAUCGCUCUCACACGAGCUGCAUGACAGAGGAACAGAAAUACCAAGGCGCUCUCUACAAAAACAAGAAAGCGAAAACCACAGACCGCAUCACAACGUCUGUGCAGAACAACAACAAUUACAACAGUAACAAUAACGACACCAAUAGCAACGGUAACAAUAAGGACAACAUGGCCCACCGAGCAUACGUCGAGGAGGUGCCCGACUACGACGGGUGGGAGAAACCUGCCAACCCGCCACCGCCAGCGCCCAGCCCACCGCCGGCCAAUGAUUUCAACGUCUUCGAAUACAUGGUGAACCCAACCCCAACUGCGUCCGCCGUUGCACUACCCACAGCUCUUGGUCCUUCGGAAGCAGCCCCCAGCGAGCAGAACCAGCUCGCUAUGAUCUCCUACGGCACAGGUCCUAUACUCGGCGUCACCUUUGAGACACCCUUGCCCAGAGACGGCAAGAAGGACAAGAAGAGAAAGCGACUCCACAUUGACACCCAUGACCUCGAGAUGACAGAUGCGCCGGGCCUCCACACCGGCCUCACGGGCGGCAUGUCCAAGAUGUUGAGCCGGCCUCAAACGUUACCGUCGCCUGACUACUCAGGAUCUGGCGGAGAAUUCGGCGAGACGCCCGCCAGUCCCCUGAAGAAGUCCAGACAUUCCAAGCACCACCGGUCCAGCCGCCCGGUGAGCGGCAUCGGCAACAACAUCAUGUCCAUGCUCACCAACUCGGGGACCUCUAACAACCCGACCAGCAAGGCCAACAAGCGCAAAUCCAUGGUAAGCACCACGACAACCUCCAGCAAGAAGCGCCACUCCCACCACCGGUCCAGGCACCUAGAAGGCGCCAAGGAACCAAGGCUCCUGGAAUACAAGAGCGAAUCCACGCACGAGAGGGACGGACACCGGAGCGGAGCUGGCCCCAUGGUUGUCUUUGGCCAGCGUGCCGACCUGUUCUUCAGCAUGGUCAACAAGGGGCCCGAGAGUCAGCGCGGCUGCAGCUUCAACAAGGCGCUCAAACGCUUCCACCGCGAACGCAGCGGGGCGGGCAAUACAUCGCCGAAGCCCCUGGAGGAGAAAGAGCUUUUCAGGUCGUUGCGAAUGAAAAGAAACGAUAGGGGAGAGAUCGUACUAUUCUCAGUCUGACCUGACGAUUGGUACGAGAGAGUGAUCGAGCGAGAGUGCGACCUUGCAACAAGUUCUGAGCAUACAUGGUUGGUUACUUUUGCAUACAUCUUGACGACGGCGUUCCCGGAUCCGACUUGAUUUGAUGUGACGCGGAGUUCAUGGUGCCAAGUGGUUACGCAAUAAUGAUACCUUGAUACGUUGUGCUCUUGGUUGUUUUAAGUUGGGUAUAUGUACUGUUUGGGCUGCAUGAGGACAGAGGAAGAGAAGUACACGACGGCGGCGGCGACGACGAUGACGACGACAACAACAACAACAACAACAACGACAACGGGCGUCGUCUACAGCGUUAUACCUGAGGGGAGAGUAAUCAUCAUGAAGAUCGAUCGAUUAUCCCCUGGCCACAUGAAUGUGGAUGGAAACAUGUCUUUCCCUUCAUCCCCCGGACAACCACGUCCGGUCUCUUUUGUCUGUAUUCUGCUACUGGUGGAAAGAAGAGUGGGCUUAAUGGAUUCUGCUCCUUCGGCUGGACUACCUGAGGGCACAUAGAGAGCAGGAAAGAGGGGGGCCCAAGGCUUGCUACUAUUCGAUUCCGAUGCUGUCUUUACACACAAAGCUUACUUGUCAAGCAUAUAUGAAAGUUCACAUCG